AUGCCGACACACCACUGGACGGCUAUCAAAUUAUCCAACAAGAACAAGAAAGAUGUUCAAAACCAGGGAGAAAACCAGGAAGAUAUUGUCGCCGAUAAGCCCGGUCUGUGGUUACCUCCUUCACUUACUCGAUUGAGCUUGUCGAUCUUCGGUGUCCUCUUGCUAGGUCUCCUGGUGGCGCUGGUUGUGCUCAAAUAUCGGACGGACCAAGAUCAUGGACUCACAAUCAUCACAUCGAAUCACUACACAUGGACAUAUGGACCGACCGCGAUCUUGGUGCUAGUAACAGCCUAUUGGCGCUUGGUCGAUUACAAUUGUAAGGCUCUUACGCCUUGGGCCGAGCUUGCAAAAGGUCCUAUUGACGCACGUCGAAGCUUGUUGCUGGACUACGUAUCUCCCUUCCUGGGCUUUACCGUCAUCACGUCGGCCACACGUGGUCACUGGGCAGUUUCUCUGACGGGUGCAGGAUUUUUGCUAUCAAAGCUUGUCACAAUUGCAUCCACAGGCUUGUUCUUCCCCUCUUUGGUCCCAUCCGUCCCCACCAACAUCCGGUUCUCUCAAAUCACCAGGUUCGACAAUGUCACGGGCUUCCAGGACCCGGGGCCCUGGCCUUUCUACACGGCGUACGCCACCCUCGAGAAAGCCUAUCCACUGUCCGAGGGUGCGGAUAGAAGCCUUGUUUACGAAUCGUACCGCCCACUGAACGACAGCUCAGCCUCGAACGGGACAUAUCAACUGACAGCAUCAGCACUGGUGCCUCAUGUUACAUGUGAGAGUGUCGAGGUGGACAGAAUGUUGGACAACACUUCGUUGGCCUCGACGCCGGAGUGGAAAUUGGAAGUGAGGAACAAUUCGGGCUGGCGGUGCCCUCAUAACGACGUUCCUAAUUAUGAACUUUUGAUCCGUGCGUUGGGGGCGGAUGAUGCUUACUGUCCUCCAAGACAACUUUACCCUAAUGCCCAGCAGCUGAAAUGCACUCAUGAGAAUUCGGAAAACGACACCUACCUCUGGCCAUACUUUGUAGGCCUCUCUGACGUGCGUUAUACGCAGAAGUUCAAUGUUUCUCUGGACGGACACGUAUAUGGCGACAGCCUUGUGCCUGAAAGCUGGGACGUCGAAAUCUUGAAGACGACGGCGAUACUGUGUACUAUUUCUCACACUGAUCAGCUUGCGCUUCUCACAUAUAAUAUGUCUCGCUCACAGAAUCCGGUGCAGGAUGUCGAAUUGCUACCCGAGAUCGGUAAUUUCUCAAGAUUGAACCUUCCCGCGGAAUACCUAACAAACACGUUGGACCAGGCGCCCAAGAUGUUUGGUGAAACGGACGUGUACUCGGCCUAUACCGAGCAACCCCUCAAUACCGUGCUAACGAUGGUGGCAGAGCACGCACAGAGCGACUAUGGCUCUUUGCUGGACAGUCCGGAUAAAAUGACUGACAGCGUUCAAGAUGUGCUACAUCAGACGAUCAUCCAAAUCCUGAAAUCUGCGCUGCUUCUCCCUACGAACGACACCUUUCAAGGUAGCGAAAUCAUCGGCCAGAAGCUUUCAUCGGAGGAGAGAUUACAAGUACAAAAGUUGUCACUGAUAGUUAUGUUGGUUGGCGUCUCAUGCAUGGCCAUCUCGAUUAUUCUCGUCAUGUUCUGUAGACCCACAAUGACACACAAGAUCAACCCUCUCACAUUGGUAGCACUUGCCCAUACUCUACAGAACAGUCCGCCUGUACAGAGACAACUGUCUGGUUUGAUAUUUGGUCUCCGACAACGAUCGGAAGCCAUCAUUCGACAAUCACAGUGGUUUGGGUUAGGAUCUCUCCCAAAGAUGGUCCUCCGAAGUACAUCCAAAGUCGAGGAAAGCCGGGACCCAAGUGAGCUAGCUAUCCAAUCGUCAAUGGGCUACUCCAGGCCGUUCACACUAAGUAAAACGUUUCUGUGGCUGACAUUCCUGUUGCCUGUUUUUUUGAUUGGCAUUCUGGAAUAUCUACAGCAUCUGUCUGAUACGGACACCGAUCCAGGCAUCGCCUAUCUCUCGGCCGAUUCACUCGCCCAAAGUGUGGUCUCAAGAUACAUCCCGGCUGUAGUUGCACUGCUGGUAGCCACCAUGUUCAACUGCCUUGACGCCAACAUCGCUAUUUUAUUACCCUUCAGCACAAUGGUCGAUCGCGAAGUCUCCAACGACGAUCUAUCACAUACGUGGCUGGAUAGAUCUCCACCAAUGUUGAUCUACCAUGCAGUGAUGCGACGACAAUGGGCGUACGGCCUGACUACUGUAGCCUCUGUGGUCGGUAGUAUACUCACAAUCGUUACCUCUGGUUUAUACACCGUGGAAGACGUUCCAAGAUCGGCGUUGGUCAAUUUCGUUGCCCAAGAUUCAUGGAAUAUGUCCUUUCAUCAGGCCUUGUCAACUGACAACGGAGCGGCGCUCGUGUCAAGCCUCAUCGAGACCGCCAAUCUCUCAUACCCAGCAUUCACCUUUGACGAACUUGUGUUCCCAACGUUGGCUCUCGAUAGCUCAAAUGAUGCGCUUCGAAACAUCAACCUUGGCCUUGUAGAUGCCAAUGUCCCUGCACUCCGGGCGGAGCUCCAAUGUACCGAGAUACCCCUGGACCUCUUCAACUACUCCCUGACAUGGAACUCUCAUUAUGGUUUUGCUGACAUCUUUUUCGGCGGCCAAGUCCCUCUCCCCGAUCACUGUCACUUGGGCUCUGUGUACGGGAACGAAUCGUCGGUGUCGACCUCUGUCAACGGUGACGGUUGGUGGACCGGUGAUGGUUAUAAUGUGACCUAUGUGGCGCAGGCCAUGGACGUACAUCUCGGGGCAUGGCCCGGAGAUGAGAACGACAUAUUUUAUACGGAGAUCGGAAAUCUGGCGAUGGCCAAUCAGCCAGAUAAUCCGCCAGGUUGUCCAUCGAUGCUAAUCUUUUAUGGGUUUCUUGAUGGUCUCGAUCUCAAUAAUAGUGUGUUCAGAUCCAUGUUGUGUGACCAAAAGAUUCAAAAACUCUCUGCAGGCAUCACGCUGAGCCUACCGGAGCUGAAAAUUUCGACUGACAAGACGCCAGUCGUUGACGAGUCGACGGCGGAAUACCUGCCAAGCGGACCCAACGGAGAGACGUCGUUCUGGUGGCGAACGGAACCUGGCUUGAAGUCAAGCUUCCGGAUCCUGAACGAGACCGCGGUGGAGUCGCUUGUUGUGGAAAACGAUGAUGGUUCAUCUUCUUUCAGUGUCAUUUCGAGCUUUUUCCGCGGAGCGAUGUAUGGACUGACCCCAUUCCCACUCGAAACGCUGCAGAAGGACGACAAGGAGACCAGGGACAAGAUUUUCGACCACGUCCAGAAAUUCUACCGCCGUUACAUGGCGCAGUACAUCUCGGCCAACAUGAGGACGACACCGCCAACUGCUUCCCAAAAACGAGAUGGUGGCACCGUUGACACGCAAUCCAUGGCUGGAGUCUACACACCCGCCAGUGGUAAACUGCGACUGAUGCAAGCUAAAACCCCCAAGAUUGUCAUACAGGCGAUGCUGGGGUUCAUGGUGGUCUGCGCCAGUCUGGCGCUCUGCAUUGGGAGGUACCACGACCUCGUCCCGUGGAACCCGUGCACGAUCGCCGGUCUCUUGAUCCUCUUUGUCGACAGCAAGAUGUGUGCGCCUCUAGGCAUGCCACACGACUCCUCAAACCAACUGACCCAACUCGAAACCGCCUACAAGUCCGACGGCGGAGCGGCCAAACACACCAGAAAAGGAACCCAGAACACCACCUCCACCUUCGAACUCACCGACUUUCCCAACAAGCUGGGCUCUCCGGGCAUGAAAAAUCAAUACGGCACAGAAACUAUUCAUCCACUCGUCGAGCACCCGACCAGCAGCAGCGGUCAGAGCGACGUGUCUAUGUCGACGAGCGCACAGUGGGAGAGGCCCAACGCCCGCUUCCGCCUCGGCUGGUGGAACAAAGGCAAAUACGUGGGCCCACGGCAUCCCUCUCAGCCGAAUCCUUCGCUGUUCGGGAGGAAGCGGUAUGAUCGUGUGUUGCUGGGCGAGUAUACUGACGAGGAUAUGAGUAAUUUGAGGUACGGCAUUGAUGUACUGAGAUAG
Exophiala bonariae is the source of this 4083-nucleotide messenger RNA. RefSeq lists its product as uncharacterized. The coding region runs from base 1 to 4083 and encodes 1360 amino acids. The transcript has a single exon. The record is from RefSeq and is a predicted model, not a curated record. NCBI's taxonomy places the organism in Eukaryota, Fungi, Ascomycota, Eurotiomycetes, Chaetothyriales, Herpotrichiellaceae.